AUGCAAACUUUUAUAUCACAACGAACUUGCUUCGGUUGUUCAAUUUUCUUAUUCCUCCUGGGAUCAAUAUUUUUAUAUGUACAUAUCUCCCGUUCUCAAAAUAUCCCGAACUUUUUGCGUAAACUCCCAUAUAAUGUGACAGAUUUGGGAAAUUUUGUUGUUUCGGAACAACAAGAGUGCCCAAAAGAAAAUCCUCACGCUACUUUUGGCCACUUGGGCGAACUAGUGGCUUCGGUACCAGAUGUAAUAUCCUUUAAGGACGGUGAAACUCAUUUCAAUCGUGCCCUUCUUCUGAAUGCUGGGUUUAUCGAGUCGAAACGGGUUACAAAUUUUGACUGCUUCAUAUUUCAUGAUGUGGAUUUAUUGCCUGAAGACGAUCGAAAUUCAUAUCGUUGUGCCAACCAACCGAGACACCUAUCUGUUGCUGUGGACAAGUUUAACUACCGUCUUCCUUAUCUUACGAUUUUUGGCGGAGCUGUGGCGUUCACCAAGAAACAGUUUGAAAAGGUUGGUGGAUUUUCAAAUAUGUAUUUUGGAUGGGGUGGAGAAGAUGACGAUUUAUACGCUAGAGUAGUCUAUCAUAAUUACAGCGUUAUGCGUUACCCUGAAGAAAUCGCUCGUUACAGAAUGAUUAGUCAUAAUAAAGACCCAAGUAAUCCGGUCAAUCCUAAACGUAACGAACUUCUGAAGGAUGCAUCAAGUCGCUUUAAAACAGAUGAUUCAGCACAUUCCGAUUAUUUGUGUUGUCACAGAAUACUCCGUAUACGAAGAUCACAUCGUUCACCGAAUUCCCCAUGA
Molecule: messenger RNA, 798 nt
Organism: Schistosoma intercalatum
Lineage: Eukaryota; Metazoa; Platyhelminthes; Trematoda; Strigeidida; Schistosomatidae
Source: the annotation of a GenBank genome assembly